This is a messenger RNA of Pleurotus ostreatus (oyster mushroom), 1986 nucleotides long. RefSeq lists its product as uncharacterized. Gene Ontology annotation, molecular function: alkaline phosphatase activity. The transcript has 22 exons. Gene Ontology annotation, biological process: dephosphorylation. Bases 1 to 1986 code for a protein of 661 amino acids. Lineage: Eukaryota; Fungi; Basidiomycota; Agaricomycetes; Agaricales; Pleurotaceae. The record is from RefSeq and is a predicted model, not a curated record.
AUGAGGGGUCUCUCUCCUGCCUUCGUUGUUGCGGCCGUACUCCUUCAACUAGCUUCUGCUCAAACAUUCCAGCGUCUGGGAGCAUGCCCGACAUUGGGUUGCAUCUUCCCGCCUGAUCAAGCAGACUUUUUCCCAGGAGCCUUCUUUGAUAUCCGGCUCGAGGUUCACGCCCCAGUUAACGGAACUGAGGCCAGUGCCAAUGGUGUACCCGAUCAGAACUUCACCUUCUGCAUCCAGCAAGGCAAGGGAAAAUGUCAGGAUGUCACCAAGUUCUUCUCGGUGAAGCAGUCUCCACUCGAGACAUGGACUUUCUCAUACUUCGAAGAUCUUUUCGCGAAGGACGCGGGGACGCCGGUGAUCGUGAAUGUCGCUUCAAAGGCCUAUCGCGCACUUUCGCUCAAUAAGCCGGGAGAGUACACAGCUCGUCUCAAAUACAACGGGAGAAGUGAAACGGUCGCCCAUUGGCGUGUUCGCGACGCAUCUAAGCGCAAAAAGGCCAAGAACGCGAUACUCUUCAUCGGAGACGGCAUGACGCAAGCCAUGAUCACCGCUGCCCGACUGAUUGCUCACAAGUCUAUCAAUGGUCGGUAUCAGACAUUGAUGCAGAUGGAUCAGAUGGAAGUUCUCGGACACCAAAUGACACACUCGAUCGACUCUUUUAUCACCGAUUCAGCGAAUUCAGCUACCGCUUUGUAUACCGGGCACAAGAGCUCGGUCAGCGCGUUGAACGUCUAUGCUGACAGCUCCCGUAAUUCCUUCGAUGAUCCUAAAUUCGAGACGAUAGCCGAACUGUUCAGACGCCGAAGGGGAGGAGCACUCGGGAUGGUGUCCACUGCUUACAUCGCUGAUGCAACUCCAGCUGCGCUUUGUUCGCACACCCGCGAUCGUGGACAAUCUGCGUCGAUCGUCUAUGAGUACCUCUACGGUCCUGCUAAGCUCAAUUCAACGUUGUCUUGGCCCACGAGUUGCGAGGGUCCUGACGUCGUCUUUGGGGGAGGCGCAGAACAAUUUAUCGCAGGGGCAGGUUCACCUAAUGGAACUGAUUUCUACAAGGUCUUCCAAUCCGAGGGUUACAACGUCGUCAACAGCAAAUCCCAGCUUGACAAAGUUGGUAACAAAAAGAAGACGUUGGGCAUCUUCUCCAAAUCAAACAUGGCAAAAUGGCUCGAUCGUAAUGUAUACCCAGAGAACCUUCGUGGGCUCAAGAACUCUCCUACCGGUGACAACACCGAUGCAGUAGACCAGCCCGGUCUGAAGGACAUGACACUCAAGGCCAUUGACAUUCUCCAUGCCCGGAAUAACGGCAAAGGCUUUUUCAUGAUGUCCGAAGCCGCUAGCAUCGAUAAGAUGAUGCAUGUCCUCGAUUACGACCGUGCCCUUGGCGAACUUCUCGAACUCGACGAUACUAUCCGCGCUACCAUCGCUCACCUCAAGAAGAUUGGAGAGCUUGAGAACACGCUCAUUGUCGUGACCGCCGAUCACGGCCACGGGUUCGAUGUUUUCGGAGGAGCUGACACAAAGUAUCUCGCUGCUCAGACUGAUGACAGGAAGAAGCGCAAUGCUAUUGGUGUGUAUGAAAGCUCGGGGCUGAGCGAAUACAUGGUCGCCAAAGGCUCGAGUCCAGCAAACGUGUCGAUCGUUAUUGGUGCCCAAGGCCCUAACUUCCCCGUGCAGUGGGAUCCCCGAUAUACCUAUGCAGGUGGGUUUGCUGCAAACCCAGACCGACGCGAAGGCUUCACAGUGAAUACCACUGGACCUCGUAUCCCUGCUACUUCUUCCACCGAUGGAGUUGUAGGCAAUCCUUUAGAUCAGCCUCAUGGUUUCCAUGUUGAUGGAACUCUUCCUUUGAGCGCCUCAGAAGGUGUUCACUCUCUUCAAGAUGUAUCAGUGUUUGCUAAUGGCCCCGGGUCGGAAGCAUUCCGUGGUGUCUACAAUAGCAUUGAUAUCUUCUUCAAGUUAGCCGAUGCGCUGGGGUUGGCCCAUUAA